AGGGGCGUGUCUAGGCGCUCUGAGUGUGUCAGUUUGUCGGGGCUGUGCGCCAUUUGGCUAAAAGUGUGAAGGGAAAGCGUACGCCUUUCAGGACCGCAGCCGUCUAGUCUCAUGUCCGUGUCUCAGCAUGGCCUGUGAGCUCCGGCCGUGGGAGCCGACUCACAGCCCGCUGCCCGCUCAGGGUCCAGACCCCCGGCUCAGCUGAGACCACAACCCCACCACGUCCUCCUUACCUGACACGACCAUGUUCCUCGCCCCGCCGCGGCCUGCUAAUGGCUCCAGCUCGGAUACCUCGCUGGCGCCCCCGAGGGAUGAGGCGGACAGUCGGCCUGAGGAAUUCCGCCGCCGCCGGCACACCAUGGAUAAGGACAAGGCCGAGCACCGCUUCUUCCGCCGCAGUGUCAUCUGCGACUCCAAUGCCACGGCCCUGGAGCUUCCCUCCAACCAGUGCAUCUCCCCGCCGGACUCCGUCGUCUGCCUCCCGGUGGUGCCCGUGCUGUCCCGGCCUGAGGAGGCAGUAGACAACGUCCAGGACUCGGUAGAGGCCGCAGCCCCGCCGCCGGCUCCUCCAGAGGCCCCGGAGUCCCGGCUGCCCCGCUCUGUUCCUGAGGAGAGACACCUGGAUGAUAACGAGGAGCUGGAGACCAAGGCGGUGGGCUUUUCCCCGGACGGACGCUUCCUCAAGUUCGACAUAGAGAUCGGAAGAGGAUCCUUCAAGACCGUGUACAAGGGGCUGGACACGGAGACAACAGUGGAGGUGGCCUGGUGCGAGCUGCAGGACCGUAAGUUAUCCAAGUCUGAACGUCAGCGCUUCAAGGAGGAAGCUGGGAUGCUCAAGGGUCUUCAGCAUCCGAAUAUCGUCCGCUUCUAUGAUUCCUGGGAGUCUACCCUGAAGGGAAAAAAGUGCAUUGUAUUGGUUACUGAGCUGAUGACCUCGGGGACUCUGAAGACAUAUCUGAAGAGGUUCAAGGUGAUGAAGCUGAAGGUCCUGCGCAGCUGGUGCCGUCAGAUCCUGAAAGGGCUGCAGUUCCUGCACACUCGGACCCCCCCUAUCAUUCACAGAGACUUGAAAUGCGACAACAUUUUCAUUACUGGCCCCACCGGCUCUGUGAAGAUCGGAGACCUGGGGCUGGCCACCUUGAAGAGAGCGUCCUUUGCCAAGAGUGUCAUAGGUACCCCUGAGUUCAUGGCGCCUGAGAUGUAUGAGGAGAAAUACGAUGAGUCCGUAGAUGUGUAUGCAUUCGGGAUGUGCAUGCUUGAGAUGGCCACUUCUGAAUACCCCUACUCCGAGUGCCAAAAUGCUGCGCAGAUCUACCGGAGAGUUACCAGUGGUGUGAAGCCGGCUAGCUUUGAUAAGGUUGCCAUUCCAGAGGUGAAAGAGAUCAUCGAGGGAUGCAUCCGGCAGAAUAAAGAUGAAAGGUACGCCAUCAAGGACCUCCUGAACCAUGCAUUCUUCCAAGAGGAGACUGGGGUGCGAGUGGAACUGGCAGAAGAAGAUGAUGGAGAGAAGAUCGCUAUCAAACUAUGGCUACGCAUUGAGGACAUCAAGAAGUUAAAAGGCAAAUACAAGGAUAACGAGGCCAUAGAAUUCUCCUUUGAUUUGGAGAGGGACGUCCCUGAUGAUGUAGCCCAAGAAAUGGUGGAAUCUGGCUUUGUCUGUGAAGGAGAUCACAAAACCAUGGCCAAGGCUAUCAAAGAUCGUGUGUCGCUGAUCAAACGCAAAAGAGAGCAGCGGCAGCAGGUGCGGGAGGAACAGGAAAAAAGGAAACUAGAAGAGAGCGCCUUGCAGAAACAGGUGCAGCAGACUGAUGUGCAGCCCCAGAGUCCCCCUACGGGCACUGUUAAAGCCUCCACAGCACAGGCAGUCUCUGGUCCAGCCACGACUGCGUCCACAACUGUGCCAAUCACUGCCACGUCCCAAGUAGAGCCGGAGGAGCCCGAGGCUGAUCAGCAUCUGCAGUAUCAGCAGCCCACUAUAUCCGUGACAUCGGAUGGCACUGUUGACAGUGGUCAGGGGUCCUCUGUGUAUUCGGAGUCACGACUUGGCAGUCAGCUAACGGUCUCCUACAGUUCUCCACAGGACCUAGGGGUCUCCUCCACUGUUGCAUCCAGCUACAGCACCGCAAGCCUCCAGCCUCAGACAGGUGGAUUCAGCACAUCUGUGGGGCCACGCCGGGGUCGUAGCAUGUCAGUGUGUGUCCCCAUCCUCUCCUCCACCCCUCUCCUACCUUCCUCUUCCCCCAGCACUCCUCCAUCUGCCCCCUCCUCUCCUUGCUGGACGUCCCCUGUGGAAUCCUUUGCUGAAAAGCUUUCCAAGGCUCUAGAAAGCGUCUUGCCCAUGCACUCCAGCAGCACCCGCAGGCACCAGCGGCGAUGCAGCCUGCCUACCCUCUAUACCAGCCCUCCACAAUCCAUGGCGCAUCCAACACACCCAGACUCUCCACUAUAUUUUCCAACUAUUCAUGAGCGCCCCAUUUCGUUUUCUCCACCUCCAACCUUCUCGUCCCCAAAGUUGUCCAACACUCAAAGAAGAAAGAGCACAUCUUUCCUCGAAUCGCAGGCUCGCCACCACGGACAGUCUCCUUCGAGAACUCUUGGGCCAAGUCCCCUCCUGGACUCAAGUCGCAAGUCAGACGUGAAGAGCACGCAGCGAAAAACUCCCCUCAAAUCUGCUGAAAGCAAUCACAGGCAACAAAGUUUUGAUGGUCAUGGGUUUGUAGAGGGAAGGUCAGGUACAGCAGUAGACUCCCAGAUGAGACCUGCAGAGACCAUAUAUCUGGCUAGCCUGCCUUAUAAUAUACAGACUGAGGCUUACAGCACCGCUGCAGCAUCCAGCCAUCUGAAGGAUUCCAUGAGAGCACAAGUUGGCUCAGUGUAUGAUUAUCAGACUGGUCAAACCUACCUUGCUCGCCCAAUUCUCAAACUGCAAACUGGCAUGAACCAGCCAUCUCCUAUGGGCAGUAUGUCUGCUCCGGUGACCGCUGAGCCUCAUAUCAUGUUCCAUCAGGUAUUCAUGCCGCAGUCUGCACCUCCAGUUCUCGUUCAAGGCACUGAAGGGCACCAUGGGUGCGUAUUUGAGUUUCAUGUGCAUUCAUCUGGACCUGAGGGUGCGAUGUAUGUGCCCCACCGCGUCUACUGCACCCGUCAUGGUUCUAUUGAGCUAGAGGAGGUCUCUUCUAGUACAUUACUGCAGAACCGUCUCCAGACUGUGACUGAGGAACAGUGCAGCCACCCAGGACUAGAUCCCAUGUCUCCUCUGAUCUGCAAUGGACCUGAAUACUCCAGUGACUCCUCCCAGAGGAAUUCCUCAGACCCGGGAGAAUAUUUGUCUCCUCCUCUUCCUCCAGGAUCCAGCCACAAUUUUGAGAUGCCCAUAAUGUACCCCCAGAAAUUAAUUCAAGAACCACCUGUUGUCUUUUGCUUUCCACAAACCGGAGCGUCCUUUCCUGUUCAGUCGGCGGUCUGUGGCCACCAGGUACCUGGGCAGCCCCUGACUACAUCUGUGCCUGGCGCCCAGACAGCCCCACACUCUCAGAGCGUGCAGCAUCAGCCUUCACUACUCCAUCAGCCAACCCAGUACCAGAUUCCAGCGGCUGUUCCCAGCAUACCGGCCCAGACCCAGCCCAUCAUUACCCAAACCCAAGUGGCUGCCACAGUCCCCCAGCUCCCCGUCUCUCAGCCUUUGCCAGCAGUUCAAGGAGAGUCUUUGGUUCCUGCUCCACCAGCUCCUACUCCCCAGCCUCCUCUCCUCCCUGCCCAGGCUACUUCUGUGCCCCCUCAGUUCUUGCCACUGGCACAGCCAUUAGUGGCUGCCUCUAUUCUGCCCCAGUUCAGUCCCCCCCCACAGCUGCCUGUCACGGUGCCCCCUGCCAUUGUACAAACCGGCUUCCCUGCCAUUCCUAUCCAAAUGUCUCCAGGGUUCGGGCAAACUGUGCCAGGAUUGCCACCCUCUUUAGGUACUCCAGUCCUGUCCUCUGGACAGGCUAUUAUUUUACCUGGCCACAUACCUGCUGUCGCUCUCCAGCCCCAAACACAGGUCCACCCACAACCUGUGUAUACUAUGCCUCCAUCCAUUGGAUUACCAGCCGCCUUGGGACAAGCUUCAGAGCCAGUGCAUCUUCUGGGAGACUCUGCUUACCAGGGCUUCCCAUCUUCUGUUCCAUCCCAAUUCCCUGUAGAGACAGGGCUACCUUCAUCAGUUAUCUCGCCUUCCAUACGCACAGAGUUCCUGCUGCAGCCUGGAUACCAGGGUGGCUUACCACAGCCUUACGUGGAGAGCAGCGUGCUUACUCAAGGGGUCCCUUCAGCUCCACUGUCCGCAGCUCCUCUGCCUCAAUCGCAACCAGUCACAGAGGUUCCCCAGACCACUGCUCAAGCUGUCCCUAUGGAAUCGCAGCCACCACAGACCACGCAGGUGGUUUCUUCUAUGGACAGUGCCCACUCAGAUGUAGCAUCAGGCCUGAGUGAUGGCAACGAGGGAGCUACAGCUUCUAGUGGAAGACAUGAGGGUCGUACCACCAAGCGACAUUACCGAAAGUCAGUACGGAGCCGCUCCCGAAAUGAGAAGACUUCCCGCCCCAAGCUCAGAAUACUGAAUGUUUCUAACAAAGGCGAUCGUGUCGUAGAAUGCCAGCUGGAGACCCAUAACCGCAAGAUGGUCACCUUUAAAUUUGACUUGGAUGGAGACAACCCAGAGGAAAUUGCCACUAUAAUGGUUCAGAAUGUUUUUAUCUUGGCCACAGAAAGAGACUCUUUUGUGGAGCAAGUAAAGGACAUCAUAGAGAAAGCCGAUGACAUGCUGAGUGAGGAUGUCAUUGCAGAACCAGAAGGGGAGCAGGAGGCGGAAAGUUUGCCGAUGAACUACCCAGAAGGCCAGAAACUGGAGGGCAAGUUUAGGCAUCCAAAUCCAGUCUAUUUACCCCAACGGCCAGACCUUGCCCAAAGUCUGAACGCGCAAGUCGUUCACUCUGCUGGAAGACGGUUCAUCGUAAGUCCAGUUCCAGAGAGCAGAUUGCGGGAGCCAGCAUUUUUUAAUGCUCCAUCGCAGGAUCCGCAGCUUACAGUCCCAGUGUCUCACGGUCCCGGGAUGAACCUUUCUCACUCUGCUUCCUCCGUUAGUCUACAUAAUGCCUUUGCAGAGUUGAGACAGGCACAAAUGGCUGAGGGUCCCAGCACGGCUCCGCCAGUGUUUAACCAGACUGGACCCCCCUUCCCACCUUCCCUGACGAAUCUGGCUGGGUCCUUCUCAGCUGCAUUGUCCGGAUUGCCUCCAUCAACUGCAAUCCCCAGCAGCAUGCACUCUGCUGUUCCACAUUCGCUAGAGGAGUCAGUGGUGACUGCUGCUCCAGCAGUUGCUCCAUGGAGUGGUGUGCCAAGCACAGUGCCUCCAAUCACCACUGUGUCUGCUCAGCCACUCACUGUUACAGGGUCGUCAGGUGUAUCUGUAUCCGCAGCCACUCCUGUCCUAGUGUCUUCAUUACCUGCGUUGCCUCUGGUCGUUGGAGUUUCUAUAGCACCCGGAAUUAUGACAUCACCCCCUGAACAGUCGGUUCCUCCUGUGAGCUCCUCUGCACUGCAACAAAACCUCUCUUCUCCUCCAUUGUCACUGCCUCACACCUCAGUGUCUGCUCCAGUCAUCUUGAGCACAGGACAAUCUACCCAAGCCCAGCUAAGCAGCAGCAGUUCUGCUCCAAGCUUUGUGGAAAGUACACCAGUGAAUGUGCCUCACCCAGAGAGCACUAUGAAGCCGGCAGAAGUAUCUGUUGUGACCAGUACAGCAGGCAUGUCCCUCCCCAUAUCCAGUCCACUUACCUAUGCUGCGGUGGAAGCAGCAGGCCUUGCCAUUGCUGGAAAUCCACCUCUCAUCCAUGCAGCGCAUCUUCCCCCUGGCAUUGCAGCAACCCCUGUUUCUCAAGCAGGUGUAGCCGCUUCCACGCCCCUAUCCUCUCAGGUCACAUUGCCAGGAGGUGCACAGUUAGGCCAUCAAGUGCCAAGCGUGCCCCAGCACUCAUUGCCCCUUGUUCAACCUCAGCCAAGCACGGCCCCUAGUCUUCCUCAUGCUCACUCCAUUGAAGGCGACUCUGACAGUGUAACAAAGUCUGGGAUCGAUGAUAUCAAAACCCUGGAGGAGAAGCUGCGCUCGCUGUUUAGUGAACAUGGCAGCGUGGGCACUUCACAUGGUCUCACCCCACAAGAAGCUUCUGGAGGACUCGAAAGUGUUCCCCUGCCUGGACCUCCGGCCACUACCAUCUCAUCCCAGACCAAGCCUACAUCAACUGCACCGCCUUCAAGUUUGCCUUUGGGAUCAUCUGGUGUGCCCAUCCAGAGCCAGGGUGUGACCCCUGGACAAGCUGUUACACCGGUCACUUAUGUCUCUGCCCCAGUCGCUACAGUGACUACAGGGAAAUCCGGGACACCACCUUCUAAGCCCCCACUUAGUAGGGUACCGGUGCUCCCAGCCGGGGUAGAGCACACGGUGGGCAGUCCGCCUGGCGAACCGCUGCCUCCUCUUCCAGGACCUUCACUAACUCAGUCCCAGCAGCCUCUUGAAGACCUGGAUUUCCAAUUGAGACGGACGUUGAGCCCCGACACUGUCCCUGCGUCCUCUGCACCCAACUGUCCUGCACCCCCUGCAGCCCUGACAAGCAUCCCUGCCACUGCCUCAUCACAGCCCCCUGCUGAGGCUCCAGAACCUGUAAAACCUAAGCCAGAAGCGGAGAAGUCUACAGGGGUCCUUAAGAUGGGGCGAUUUCAGGUUACAGUUGCAGCAGAAGAUGUGCUAAAACCAAGCGAGGAGACAAAGUUGCCACCUCUGGAGUCUUCAUCCACCUCCUCCUCUUCAUCCAUGUCUUGCAGCAGCCCAGAGAGCACCAUGGUUAAGUCUCGGCAUGUGGCGUCCGGUUCAUUAGAUAUUGUGGACGGUGUUGAACACCCACAGACGACUGUGCGCAGUUCUUCCCCUAAGCAGUCAGUACAAGUGGGACGGUUCCAAGUGACUACCGAUAAAGUAGGUCGCUUCUCAGUAUCCCGGGCGAAAGAUGAAUUUUCAGCAGGUCUUACGGAUUCAGGACUCCCCCAAUUACAUCUUAAUGGACCUUCCUCUCGCCCUGAAUCAUUGGCCACCCUGAGUGACCCGCCCAGAUCGACUCGCGGUGACAACUUGGGCAGCCCAAUUACACAGAACCCUCUGGGUUCAAAGGUCAGCUUGCAGAGCCUCAGCAACUCCUUCAACUCUUCAUAUAUGAGUAGUGACAACGAGUCUGAUAUAGAAGAUGAGGAGCUGAAGAAGGAACUACGGAGACUACGAGACAAACACCUCAAAGAGAUCCAGGAUCUGCAUAGUCGCCAGAAGAAGGAGAUUGAGCUCUUGUACACUGAUUUAGGAAAAGUGCCCCCUGCGGUUAUUAUCCCACCUGCAACACCCCUCUCUGGACGGAGGAGGAGACCCACAAAGGGCAAAGGCAAUAAAUCCAGCAGAGGGAGCUCUCAUGGGAACCGCACCCCCCACAUGUCAGGUGACCUAUCUACACAGAGUGCUCCGCCUGCAGUACCUCAGCAGCAAAAUCUUCUUCUACCUCCAAGCAAUGUGCCUGAUUCUGGGCGUCUGAAACCUUCACCUUCCAGUGACAUCCUCUGCUCUGCCUUUACCAGUGAAGCUGCGCUGUCUGCACCAAGCUUAUCAGGACAGGGACAAGGCUGGGCCAAGUUUAACUGUGCGUCAGAGCGGGUCUCCUUCAAAGUGGCCGGCAGGAGGACGCGAUUUCUCAGUACGCCCUGCUUGGCUCUUUGGAAGAUGGUGAAAAAAGUCUGUCCUUGCAACCAGCUCUGUAGAACAAGCAGCACCAACACAGUCGCCCCUUCGAAUGCUCCAGCCCAGUCAAACACUGCUCCUGCUUCCUCCUCCAGCCGCAAGGGAACCUUUACAGAUGACCUACAUCAACUGGUGGACAAUUGGGCGCGGGAUGCCAUGAACCUGACAGGGAAAAAGAGCAAGUCUGGACAUCCUAGCUACGAGGGACCUGGAAUGGCAAGAAAGUAUUCUGCCCCUGGUCAGCUGUGUGUGUCUAUAACUCCAUCACUAGGGGUCCCCGUCUCAAUGCCUGCAGCAUCUACCAACUCUUUGGCUCACUUCCCCAAAGGAAUCUGCCCUCAACAGUUUGGCUUCCAAAGCGCACCUUUCCAAACCCAAUGGAGUGGACCUGGCGGGCCACCACCUUCCCAACCUAUUAGCCAGUUUGCCCCAACUGUGACUUCUUCCUUACAAAACUUCAACAUUAAUAACCUUCAGAAGUCCAUGAGUAACUCACAAGGAUCCAACCUGCGGACUACCUAGCAGGAGGAUGGCUUGGUAAUCAUCUGACCAAUUUUUGGUGGAGACACGAGAGAGCUUUCUGCAACCACAAUGCAGCACCUACUUCCUGGCCCCUACAAGCCUCACUAGGACAAGGCCUCUUAUAUUUCUGCACCCUUUUCUCCCCAAAAAGUGGCGAGACUGGUGGCUUAGUUCCAUCCUCCUAGGGUUACAGUGGGCACCCCACAACUGUGGACCAUCGUACACUGGGGUGAUAUCAGAUUGGGGCAGCAGGGAGGCGGAAAGCAUCCUCUCUGCUGUAUGCUAUAGUUCAUUAAUGCUUUCAAUAAAGAACUAUUAACGGCUAUUGACUGCAGCAUUACAAUUGUAUGGAUUAAAAGUAAAUAUAUAAAUAUAAGUAUAUUAAACAAAAAAGUGAUUUAAAAAAAGUUCGAUGAGGACAAUUACUCUGCCAUCAGUUAUGAUGUGGAUACACUGUGAUAUAUAAAUAUAUUUAUGUUGUUGGGCAACAGUAGUAAUAUGAUAAUAAAUAGCAGAAUGUUAGAGGGUUACAGAUGAAGCGGAGCAUCCAGCUCCGACCUCCUCAUCAGUCACUUUAAUAAAAAAAAACAAAAAAAAACAAAUCUUUUUGCUCUGUCCUUUUAUUAGAUUUAAUGUGAAUGUAAAAUUGUACAAAGUUAACUUGAAACCCGUCCCCCAAAUAUUUUCCGCUGCGUAUUUUAGUGCCUUGAGAACCUGGGAGUUUAUUUUUAAGACAUAGGGGAGGAGGUUGGAUUGAGGUCUUUAAUUUUUCCUGGCUCUCUUCAACUGUAUGUAGAGUGGAGGCCGCAGGUGGAUAUUUAGUUGUCACGUAAGUGGUCUGUGUUUUUGGAUGUUUGCAGGGCUGGAGUAAUGUGAGGAUUAAAUCUAUGGCUGAUGGAGGUGCCCUCACCAUGUACUCUCUACUGUUCUGUGUGGUCAUGGGCUUCAGACUGGAGCUUGAGAAAAGUGGUCAAGGAAGUUAGAUGAUAGGUGGUGCUGUUCUUGUGCAAAAGGAUCUUUCCUGUCUUUUACAUUUGUGCAGGGCUUUUCAUCUGGUAAGGUUGUGAAGGUGCGAAGAUGAGAGCAGAGGGUUUUUUGUCCUAAUGCUUGCACAGGAAAGGUUGUGGCACCCAAGCCUCCACCUUAUGUCAGAUUUUACUUCAUGUGGGCAGAAUCUGGGGCAACAUCUAAUACUUGAAACCUCCUUUCUUUUUGUUUUCUGCACUUUGAGAAAGAGAGAUAAUCUGCGAGCAGUAUUAAUUCUGUCAAGUUGCACAGUUCAUUAUGGAGUUUACAGCAGGUUGAUGCAUUGUGCCUGGGCAACAGUAGGAAGACGCAAUCUUGAUCUUCAACCUGUGUUGUCGCUGAUUUGUUUUCGUGUCCGUGACGUUAUCGGUGGUUGACACACUUUCCGUCUAAGUCGCAGCUUCAAUACUUUAAGCUAAACUUAAUGCAAUGUUCUAGGUCGCCCUUGGUUCUGUCAUUUUGUGGUUCUAUGCAACAUGUAGCACUUAGAUCACCAUAUUUACUGCAUUGGGAAAUUAACAUUAGUGGUUAUCUCUCUGCUGUGUUUAGCUCAGUUCUGAUGCUACACGUCUGGUUCCUAUUAGGUGGCUUGACGUUGACAGUUAAGCCCAGACCAGGACGCAUCCAGUAGAUAAGGUCAAAGUGGAGAACCCCUUUAAGCUGGUUAUGUUCUAGAUCCUAAACUGUGAGGGGUUUGAGAACAAGCUGAAAAGGACAUUUUUAUUUUAAGGAAAGUGACUCUGCUACUUGUAGUGAAUGUAUAUCCUUAUCAGGAAAAGGGCUUGUUGUAAUUGACCAUUUGUAGUCUUGAAGUAGUCUGGCAUGUAUCUAGUCAGUAUGGUGCUGGUUAUCUGAAGCUUUCCCAUUCCUGACUUUAUUUCCCUGUGUAGUUCCUCAGUAAGGCAUUUGUAGUGCUCUGGACAUAGCAGGUCCCCCAUUCCAAAGUAAGGCAGCAGCUGGAUUGCAAGGUGUGAUGUGGGGGAGGUGCGGAGGUCAGAUAAGGGAUUACCGUAUUAGGCAGCAGGUUGAUAUUUAUUUUACAUACAUAUUUUAUAUCUUUUUUUUCUUUUCUUCAAGUUUAUUAGGUUUGAGAUCUUUGUUUUUCCUUUUUAAUUUGUGCAUGCUUUGGAUUAUUUUCCACUGAUUUACUUUUUUUAUUUUUUUUAUUUCCUUACUGUGGACACAAUAAUAAAAAUUUAUAUAAAAAAAUGCUACUGAACUCUUACAAGAUAUUUACACACCCCCUGCAUCUACCAUUAAUGAGCCUCUUCUUGGUUUUCCUGACGUUAUUUAACACUGUAUUAAAAAGAAAUAAAUGAGAUUGUGGGAUUCCCUGGAGCUGUGAAUUUUCCCGUUUGCACUUUUGUCCUGCAUCUUUCUGUACAAAAUUGCACUUUUUCUCUUUUUAUCGCCUCUGUAGACUGGUAUUAAAACUAAUAAAGGAAGCCUUAUUUUAAA
This is a messenger RNA of Bufo gargarizans (Asiatic toad), 10816 nucleotides long. It is a transcript of the gene WNK1, whose product is annotated as WNK lysine deficient protein kinase 1. Lineage: Eukaryota; Metazoa; Chordata; Amphibia; Anura; Bufonidae. Gene Ontology annotation, biological process: monoatomic ion homeostasis; positive regulation of potassium ion import across plasma membrane; intracellular signal transduction. The transcript is spliced from 32 exons. The record is from RefSeq and is a predicted model, not a curated record. Gene Ontology annotation, cellular component: cytoplasm; cytosol. The coding region runs from base 245 to 8332 and encodes 2695 amino acids. Gene Ontology annotation, molecular function: protein serine/threonine kinase activity; potassium channel inhibitor activity; chloride channel inhibitor activity.